Stomoxys calcitrans (stable fly) is the source of this 3775-nucleotide messenger RNA. RefSeq names its product protein unzipped (gene uzip). The record is from RefSeq and is a predicted model, not a curated record. Bases 1047 to 2516 code for a protein of 489 amino acids. Lineage: Eukaryota; Metazoa; Arthropoda; Insecta; Diptera; Muscidae. The transcript is spliced from 4 exons.
GAAUGUUAACGACUGUUACGAUAGACGCGUCGCGCGCACGCUUCUCUGUUUUCUGUUUGGCCGUUUGUUGCGACAAAGUGAAAAAGUAAACCAGUAACCACCAGACUACCAGACUUGUUGGGAAAACAUUAAAAUUUUGUGAAAUAAAUUGGCGGCGGAAAGAAACAACACACAGUAAAUAUUUUGCAACUCCAUAGGGCAGUCGGGACCAAAUUGAACGCCAGUGUAUAACGACGAUUUAAAGAAAACAAGAAGAAGAAUUGAAAUAAAAAAAAAAAAAACAAAACAACAAAGCAAAAGCCCCAUUCGAAUUGUUUGAUGUGAAGAUAUCGGUAUUUUGUGGUGCUGUUUCAUUGGAAUUCCAACUUGUGUUUGCUUUAAGUUUGCCUUGAAGGAUUCGCCCCCCUUUAACUCACACUCACAACCCUAACCCCACCGAAGCAAACAAAACGACCAUCCUCUAUUUCAAAGAGCAAAAAAAGAAAAAAAUACUUCAAAGUGCACUGAACACCUAAAACGGCUUCAUGUGAAAGCGCCCUUCUCCCACAUUUUUUUUGUUUUUGCCAUUGAAACUCUAAAGCGCAGUAUUGUUGUUGUUGUUUCUUGGUUUAAGUGCUUUCAUGAUACUCUGGAAGCUGUAAGGGAAUAUCGAAAAGAAGGAAAACCAACAGCAGCAGCAUCAGCAUUAGCAGAAUAAAAAAAAAGAGAAGUGAAGUGAAAAACGCCGUCAGUCAUUGUGCUUUUGUGAUAAGUUGUGUGGAAAAUUGCAGAGCAAAUUGCAUAGACGUCGCUAUUUGUCGAGUGGUCUUUGCACCCACAAACUCUUGUAUCGAGGAAUUAUCGGGAAAAAGUGCUUCGAAAAGUUCCAAGAGCUAGUGACCAAGAGUAAAAGAAAAAAAAUCACACAUUUGCCUUGCAUUGCAUUUCUUUAAGCCUCAGCCAAGUUGAUGCUCAUCAUACAUUAAACGAGAAGAAAUCCUACUGAAUCAUCACCAUCAUCAGCUGUGGGAUCAGCACCCAAACCUCGACAAAUCCAAAUUGUGAAUAUGUCUUCGAGCAGAAAACCACCCAGACUGCAGAGUUGGUCGCAGCUCUGCCUUUUGUCCCUGACGCUGAUACUGUUGCUGUGCAUCGAAGCAAACGAGGCCGCUGUCCAUUCGGUGUUAACGUACAAAAAUACCUCAACACAACUGGGCCAGCUGGUGACCUCGAGCACCCUGGUGUGGGAGACAUAUGAUGCCAAGAACAGCAAUCAGCUGCAGUAUGCUGUGGAGGGUGGCAAAUACAUUAGCGCCGAGGAGCACUAUCCCAUCUAUGUGUGUCGGGUGACCAUUGAGGGUGUCAACACCAUUGGUCACACGGAGAAGAUUCAACAGGCCCAUCUGUGUGUGGCCGCCCAUUACAAGAACAAGAAGUACGACCACUUUGAUGUGCUCAUUAACAAGGGUCAUUUGGGCAAGGUCUCGUGGAAGCAUUGGCGCAAAUUCAAUUUGGGCAUUCCAGUGGGGGCCAUUCGCAUUGGGGAGGUGUCCUACAUUGCCAGGCACAAAUCACCACAGCCCGAAGGGGAACACCUGCAAGGAGCUGACUACAACUUGGGUCGCCUGGAUCCUGAUGGUCUGGGUAAAAUCAAGGCCAUGGUGGGCGAAGGUGAAAAGGACUAUGAUGAUGGUGAAGUUUUGGUGGAAACGGAACCAUUCCGCUAUGAGCUAAAAGACAUACAGCUGAAAAACUUACAACUGGAAAUCACAGACAAUGUCACAGAGUUGGCUUCUGGCAUUUUAGCUAACAGGGAUGACAAAUACAUUCUGGUAGAGACGGUUCUGUCAUACAACUACGACUAUGUCCAAUAUUGGGGAUCGCAUGAGGGCGUUGCCCGUGGUUUGCCCACUAAAGUCUUCGAAAAGGACUCUUCCAGUCCCGCAGAAAUAAACUGGGGCCUAAAGUACACCGAGAAGCGUUUGGAAACCAAGUCGGUGCAAACAAAAUUAUGGCCCGGUACUGCCAUCAAUGUAACCCUCAAGGGCAACUAUGUACGCCUGGAUGCCCCCUACACAGCCAAGUUGUAUGCCUUCUAUGCGGGCAGUGAGGAUAGUGUAUCAAGGAAAAUUUCGGCCGAGGUACGCAAAUUUUACCUCAAGGAUGUAAAAUUGGAGUUCAGUGCAGUGUAUUGGUUUGAGAAUGGAACCUUUGUGCCAACCACUACCACCACCUCGACCACUUCCACCACAACACAUGCCACAACCACCACAGGAAAUCCUACGCCCAUCCAUGAGCCUCCAGUUGUGCUCAUGAAGGAUAUGGGCGAUAGUAACUCGGCCCCGGGCUCCAUGCUGGAUGCGCCAGCCAGCAAUGAGAUACCCCAAGACAAACCAGACAAUUUGGCCGAGCAUCAUCAGAAGCCGGCGGUGGCAGGUGUAGGUCUACCCCAUAAUGCUGGCUCAGCGACAACUCUGGCACAAACCGCAAUCCUUUGCUGCUGUCUAUUCACUACACUGGUUUCGCUGUUUAUUUAGACUUAGUCCGAACAUUAUGGAAUAAGCAAUCAAUCAAUCACCCUCCCCGAAAAAACACUAUAAAAGUAAAUAACUCCUUAGUUCGAGCGAUUAAUGCUGGAUCAUCUGUUUUGACUUGAUCUUGUAUAGAAGUGAUGUCAAAGGACGAAAUUGGCGUAGGCAUAGAAUCGAAAUUUUCUACACAUUCUCCCCCGCUCACCAAUCGUCGCUGUCUCAAAAACACCAUACCACUCGCUGUGUAGCUUUCCCUUUAACCUGCCGCAGCCCCUCUCCCCAAUCACUCUUAAUUUAAUUUAGGAUAGCAUUUUUUUUUUACUUUUUCUCGUUGUUGUACCUGUUGUAGACCCGUCUGGACCAAUAGAAACGUCAGCUGCGGCCACGGCCGAAACCGAUGGGUCAUAAGGAAACAAAUUAUUGAUGAAUUGAAAGCAAACAAUGGAAAUGAAAUCGUCCAUCAUGUGUAAUUGGCUGGAGUCGAUUGUAAAUUUCUAUGUUCGAUGGCCAACGUACGCGUCAUAUGGACCCCUCUCUCUCUCUCUCUCUCUCACACACACUCUCUCUAAUUUAAGUCUCAAAUAGUUUAUGGCAUGUAUGCAAACGACGAAGACAAUAACAACAACGUCAUCGAAUCGAACCGCUCUGCACGAACGGUCGGUCUUCGCAUCAAAUUGUAUAUCUUAUUUAUGUAUGCUUGUUUGUAUGUAUAUUCACUAUCCUCCCCGCGUUAAACAAUAAGCUCCCAGUCCUGUGACAUUUGCCGAUGUCAAAGCCGCAGCCUCAUCCUAAACUCACCCUCGCCCACCCCCCAAAGUCCUAAGCUGAGAGUUUGUUUUUUUUUUUCAUGUAGACUCUCAGGCUUGCAUUUGGAGUGUAGCCUUGAACGAAGCCGUUCCAUGUUUGAUGUUCCAUGUGAAUGAAUGAUAGAUAUGUGUAAUCUUGUCCGUGCCGAAGGAUGCCUUGGUAUUGUUGCUGGUCUGGCUGGGCGUAUGUAUAAUCAAUUUUAAUUAAUAGACACAAUUUGUUAGUUUUACUCGUACUCUCAAAACAUUUUCAAAAUAUUUUUAUAAUGUAUAAACGAUUCUUUUAUAGCUUUUAAGCGAUUUAUGAGAUUUUUUUUUGCAAACAAAGUAAAAACAAAAAAUCAAAAUUAUAAUUGUAAAAACAAAAACACUAAAGAACUUAUAUACAUAAAAAUAUAUAUAUAUAAAAUUAAUAAUAAUAAUAAUAAUGAUAAUAAAUUUUACAUAAAUUAUUACAUA